AUAAAAUCCUUAUAAGUACAGCCCUACAGUAUGACACUGCCAGUUGGCCACUUAUUAUGUAAUGCAAUUAAUUGUUCAGUUUUUGUUUUUGUUUUUCAGGUAAAUCUAGUACAGUAGUAGCCAAGGCUACGAAUUUUGUCCUGGGACUUAGAAAAUUCAUCUGAAAAGACGAUUGGCCUAGGUUAGCGUCAAUCAACACAUGUGCGUCGUUUAGCGAAUGGAAGGCGUGCAUUUCGCAUGUAGUGAGCAGACAUAAACACCGCUAUGUGAAAAGAAAUGGGGUUUAUUUCGACAAUUAUUUUGCCGUUGUUUUCCGAAACACCUCAUCUUCUAUCGAUCAGUCUCUCGUAAAGAAUUGUAUUGACAUAUUCUGAAUGGAAUUAAAUGGUCAUAAGUCUGACGAUGGAACGUCGGGGGAGUGCGAGAACGAUGAAGUCGUUAGACCGAAACAGCUCAAGCAACAGCAGCAGCGUCCAUGGAGGAAGACGCCGAGUAGCGUUAGCUCACUUGCUACUGCCAACAUGGAGGACGCAUCAGCCGGGGGCAGUGCCUCAACCGCUCGGCGUCAAUCCAGCUCGACCAGCGCUAGACAAAGGAUGGACUCGCUGAAAAAGAACAGGCCCCCAUUCCCCUGGUUUGGCAUGGAUAUUGGUGGUACGCUGGUGAAGCUAGUGUACUUCGAGCCGACGGAUGUGACCGCGGAGGAGGAGCAGGAGGAGGUUGAGAACCUGCGCAGCAUCCGACGGUACUUGACAUCGCACACGGCCUACGGGACCACCGGCAUCCGCGACGUGCACCUGGAGCUGCCGGGACUGUCGCUCUGCGGUCGCACGGGCAGCCUGCAUUUUAUUCGAUUUCCCACACAUGACAUGGCCGCUUUCCUACAGAUGGUCCGCGACAAGCACUUCUCCAGUCUGCACACCACACUCUGCGCCACCGGAGGUGGGGCUUUCAAGUUUGAGCAGGAAUUUUUCCAGAUGGCAGAGCUGGAGCUGUACAAGCUGGACGAGCUGGAGUGCCUGAUCCGCGGUGUCCUUUACAUCGACUCGGUGGUGCCGUCCGAGUGCUACUACUUUGAGAACCCCACGGACCUCGAGCACUGCGAGGAGAAGGCCUUCCCCCUGGAGAACCCCUACCCUUUCCUAUUGGUCAACAUCGGCUCGGGGGUCAGCAUCCUGGCCAUCUACUCCAAAGAUGACUACCGCCGCGUCACUGGAACCAGUCUGGGAGGUGGUACGUUCCUGGGCCUGUGUUGCCUGCUGACUGGCUGCAGCACCUUUGAGGAGGCCUUGGAGAUGGCCUCGCGGGGGGAGAGCACGCACGUGGACAAGCUGGUCCGGGACAUCUACGGGGGGGACUACGAAAGGUUCGGCCUGCCGGGGUGGGCUGUCGCCUCCAGAACAUUGAGAGAGUGGUGUUCGUGGGGAACUUCUUGCGAGUGAACACCCUGUCGAUGAAGCUGUUGGCCUACGCCAUGGACUACUGGAGUAAGGGACAGCUGAAGGCUCUCUUCUUCAGACACGAGGGCUAUUUUGGAGCUGUGGGAGCAUUGUUGGAACUUCUGAAUCCGUCCUGAAUGUUUCAUCGUGCAUGCACGCACACGUCUUGCACAUUGCACACUUAAUGUCUGAACUGUUAAUCCACUCCUAUACCCAAGAUUGGGGUGGUGGUAUCUCCAACUGGGCCCUUCCUCUUUGCCCUCUUCUCAGGCCAAAUUUGAGAUGUUUACCCAUUUUGUUAAAAAAAGUGCACUGUGUUAAGAACACAAUGAUGUAAAUCAUAUUCUGUUCAGUACUCUAAAUGGUGAAUAUUUAAGAUUCGGCUUUAAAGCCCAUCACCAUGGUGCCUUAUUGAUUUGCUAAACCACUUACGCUGUGGACAUAUGCUGCGCUCGAUGGUGUUUAUCGAGACAAUUAGCCCCGUAGUGGGCUUAGACCAUGUUAGUGUUCGUGUGGUAUGAUGUAGCACUUAGUUAAAGAUGAAAACAAAAAAAACUUUGUAGACUGGCAAAGGUAUGUCCGCAUCUCUGCGUGGGAUCUUUGAAGAUUGUUAUGAAGAUCAGAUUUGCAUUGGAGGUUGAUUGUAGGCCUUCUGCUAUCCCCAUCAGUUAGAGGCAGGGCUUGGUGCAGUAUACUGUCGACAAUCAGAGUGAAGACCUUUUCAGGUCUACUUCAGCUGGAUAGUAGAGCCAAAGACCUUUACGUCCUGUUACAAUGUCAAACCAAAGAUCUCUUUUUCUGUUCCCAAUGUUUCUAGUUGGGUAUGUUACAAUGGAAUGUGGAUCAUUUUGUGAAAUUGGCUUUUUGAUAUUAAUGUUGAGCUUUGUCAGAGACAUUUCAGCUGAUGUUGGACCAUACACCUAAACCACACAAGCGGCGACUGAAAUUCAGAGAUUAACUGUCUUAUUUGUUUGGUAAGAUUGAAAUGAAAAUGAUCUCAUACUUUAAGUUUAUAAAAGACUGGAUUUUCUCUGAAGUGCCUGAAAGAUGACUUGCUUUGAAAAAAACAGAAAAAAUAAAGCCAUUUUUAUGCUAAAUAUAUCAUCAGUUUAGGCUUUUGUCAAGGAGCUAAUUGUGACCUCCAAAAGUUACAUUUCUACUCUUUUUGUACUAUAAAAAAUACUGUUUCAAUAAAAUGUGUUCUAAAAGAA
Engraulis encrasicolus (European anchovy) is the source of this 2650-nucleotide messenger RNA. RefSeq names its product pantothenate kinase 2, mitochondrial-like. Gene Ontology annotation, biological process: coenzyme A biosynthetic process. Gene Ontology annotation, molecular function: ATP binding; pantothenate kinase activity. NCBI's taxonomy places the organism in Eukaryota, Metazoa, Chordata, Actinopteri, Clupeiformes, Engraulidae. Gene Ontology annotation, cellular component: cytosol; nucleus. Bases 375 to 1442 code for a protein of 355 amino acids. The record is from RefSeq and is a predicted model, not a curated record. The transcript has 6 exons.